GUGGCUCGUGCGGGCGACGCCUUGGAACCCGCGGACAGCAAUUGCAACCACAGGUACUGCGCAGAGCAGGGUGUCCCAGCUCUGGGCAUCAAAACUCUAGCGCUGGGAGCUAAGGCUUCCGAGCUGCUCCCAACCCUGGACACCUAAGCCCCUGGGCCGCAGAACGGAGCCCCGGGGUCUUCCGAAGCGCGUGGGCCUGAACCCCCCGGCUUAGAUAUUGAAAUUCCCAAGCCUGCCGCAGAGCUGAAUACCAGCGUCCGUGUGCCCUCCCCAGACCAGGGCGCGGAGACUCCCGAGCAAGUGAGGGAAGUCCUCGGGCCAUAAGCGAGGCAGGACGCAGAGCGUCCUGGGCCGACCGCAGCUGGGGGCUUUGAGAAUCCUGGGCAAGGAAGCGACGACCCUGAACCGUCUAAAGCGCCAGGCCCGGGGCUCCUGGAGCAGUGUCUCUCUCAACGUCCGGAAACCUCCUCUGAGUCGAACUCGGAAGCCCUCCAGUUGCGUUCGGAGACCCCACAACAUCCCCUAGAGGAGCCACUCAUGGAGACGCCCAUCGAGCGCGAAAUCCGCCGCAGCUGCGAACGCGAGGAAAGCUUGCGCCGGAGCCGGGGCCUGAGCCCAGGUCGCGCGGGCAGUGAACUCGUCGAACUGCGCGUGCGGCCGGUGCUCAGCCUGCCGGGCCCCAGCCCCGCGCUCCCGCGCGCUUUGGAGCGCGCUAGAGCGGGCGCGCAGAUGCAGCGAGACAUCGAGCGGGAGGCCUAUCGGCAGGCGGCGCUGGCGCGCCCCGAGGUCCCGAAGCAGAGCGCCCGGCCGCCGCCGCAGCCGCUGGGCGAGCUCAAGCGCUUCUUCGAGGCUGGGUGCUACUCCUCACCCGCGGUGGAGGGCAGCGCAGACACGCAGCGGCUGCCCGAGCCCGGAGGCCGGCCGCAUUCAGUCGUACAGGGCCGGUGUCCGGUGCUGGCUCUCGCCCCGCCGCCUAUCGCACCGUCGCUGCUGGAGCAAGAGGUGCGCGAGGUGAAUGAGCGCGAGCGGGAGCUGCAGCGCCAGCGGCUGAGCCUCUACGGCACCGCCGAGUUCAAGGAGCCCGCGCCCAGCCUAACGGUGAGCAGGGGCGACGGAAAGCUGGCGGUGAUCUGGCCUCCUCGCAGAAAGGCUUCGGAGAACGGUCUGGAACAGGAGGAGCCUUGAGGUUCCGGCCCUCUGGGGUCCCAGGAGGAAAGUAACAUGCCCCGCAGACCCUCGGGCCCGGGCGCUCAGGAGUGCCCUCCGGAUCCGCGGAAGGCCUGGAGAAGGGCCACAGGUCUGCGCCGGGGAAGACGCAAUCGAUCAGCAUCCUUGAACCUGACUUUGUGAAACUGACCGGAAUCUUCUAUAAAACUGUUAGUCCCCAUUGGGAAACACCGCCACUACCACCCCGCCAGUAAAACUGCCCAGCCCUUCGCCGCCUAAACGGCACUUAGCCUCUCCUUCUGGCCUUGUCUGCUAGAAGACAGGGGUCCUCGGCUGCCCCUACUCCCCAAUAAAGCCCUUUCUUUCUGGA
This is a messenger RNA of Odocoileus virginianus texanus, 1537 nucleotides long. It is a transcript of the gene MISP3, whose product is annotated as MISP family member 3. The record is from RefSeq and is a predicted model, not a curated record. NCBI's taxonomy places the organism in Eukaryota, Metazoa, Chordata, Mammalia, Artiodactyla, Cervidae.